UGUAUGGCACGUACACUUUAUUAAGCGUCUUCCCGCGCCCCAUCCUUCUCAGUCCCUCUGCUCUUCGGCGGUAGCUGUCCAUCUGGCCCUUUUACUGAACUUCUGGGACUCAAAUUCACUGCCAUGUCCUCUGAAGAAGGGAAGCUCUUUGUUGGAGGGCUCAACUUCAACACCGAUGAGCAAGCUCUGGAAGAUCACUUCAGCAGCUUCGGUCCAAUUUCUGAGGUGGUCGUCGUCAAGGACCGGGAGACUCAGCGAUCCCGGGGUUUUGGCUUCAUUACCUUCACCAAUCCAGAGCAUGCCUCAGAUGCCAUGAGAGCCAUGAAUGGAGAGUCUCUGGAUGGUCGCCAGAUCCGUGUGGACCACGCGGGCAAGUCAGCCCGUGGAACCAGAGGAGGUGCCUUUGGGGCCCGUGGGCGUGGUCGCAGUUACUCUAGAGGUGGCGGGGACCAGAGCUAUGGGAGUGGCAGGUAUGACAGUCGACCUGGAGGAUAUGGAUAUGGAUACGGAUAUGGAAGGUCCAGAGACUAUGGCGGCAGAAGCCAGGGUGGUUAUGACCGCUACUCAGGAGGAAAUUACAGAGACAAUUAUGACAACUGAGAUGAGGCAUGCACACCUAAUGUAGAUACACAAGGAAUAAAACUUCUGAUCCAGGAUCAUCCUUCCAAAUGGCUGUAUUUAUAAAGAGUUUUGGAGCUGCACUGAAACAUCUGUUUUAGUAUAUAAACAUAUUUUUAAAUUGAGCUCCCAAGGUAGCUUGUCAAAGACCUUUUAGAAAGUUUUGUGUUUUUAUUUUUAGUUUUUUCUCCCAUUUAAAGACAAAUUCUGGGGCAUUUAGUUUGGGCUCUCAGGAUUGGUUCUGGAAAAAAAUUUUUUAAAAAGUGUGACCAGACUUUAUCCCCCCCCCCAACCAGAAAUAAUGUGUAUCUAGGGACAUUUUAAAUACAUACAUAGUGUUUACCAUGGUUAGGAAGCAAUUUCCAAAUGUAACUACAAGACAUUAAAACGUGAUUACAUAGAGGUGGUGUUUUUUUAAUUGAAGAUCACUGCCCUGCUAUAUAGAUGUUUCUUACAAUACUUGUGAAUGUCAUAUUUUUUUAAUACCGGAAGAAAAAAAUACCCUGUUGUGUUUCGUGUAGCAUUUAGGAUGUCCUUCAUGGAGCUGAUUAAAAAGAUGAAACCUGAAAAA
This is a messenger RNA of Pteronotus mesoamericanus, 1189 nucleotides long. RefSeq names its product RNA binding motif protein 3 (gene RBM3). Gene Ontology annotation, cellular component: spliceosomal complex. Lineage: Eukaryota; Metazoa; Chordata; Mammalia; Chiroptera; Mormoopidae. Gene Ontology annotation, molecular function: ribosomal large subunit binding; RNA binding. The transcript has 7 exons. The record is from RefSeq and is a predicted model, not a curated record. Gene Ontology annotation, biological process: positive regulation of mRNA splicing, via spliceosome; regulation of translation. The coding region runs from base 124 to 600 and encodes 158 amino acids.